AUGGCGUCGCUGCAUUCGUUGUCGUCUGGAAGUGGAAUUGCUGAUCCAGAUGCCACAAAUCCUUUCAUACAGAUACACUUACCAACACAAGCUGAUCCAGAUGCCACAAAUCCUUUCAUACAGGUGCACUUACCAACACAAUCUGAUCCAGAUGCCACAAAUCCUUUCAUACAAUUACACUUACCAACACAAGCUGAUCCAGAUGCCACAAAUCCUUUCAUACAGUUUUUAUUUAAUUUAAGCAUCACUUCAAUUACGGCGUCCGUAGGACCAGGCGCACCCCAAGCUGCCUUCGUCAUCUUGGCAAUUGUGCUCACUGCUGUAGGCUUGCCACUGAAUGAUAUUCAGCUCGUCCUUGCCGUGGAUUGGUUCUUGGAUCGAUUGCUAACAAGCGUGAAUGUGUUGGGAGAUGCCUUUGGUGCUGGAAUAGUAGAACAUUUAUCCCGUCAUGACUUGCACAAAAUGGACGCAAUUGCAGAGACGGUGUCAGCUGAAGCCGGAAAUGCAUCUGAUAGCAGAAUCGGUUUGACCAGUGAAAAUGGUCACAUAAACGAGUGAAACGCCCGAAUUGGAUAAUAAAUGUAUGCAUGCUAUUAGACGCACCCAAGCAAAUAAGGUUUUUGCCAUUGCAAAAUAUGAUGCCUCACUGGAGUUUAGGCCCUACUACUGGUU
Lingula anatina is the source of this 672-nucleotide messenger RNA. Its product is annotated as excitatory amino acid transporter 1-like. The record is from RefSeq and is a predicted model, not a curated record. Gene Ontology annotation, molecular function: glutamate:sodium symporter activity; L-glutamate transmembrane transporter activity; neutral L-amino acid transmembrane transporter activity. Gene Ontology annotation, cellular component: plasma membrane. Gene Ontology annotation, biological process: L-glutamate transmembrane transport. Lineage: Eukaryota; Metazoa; Brachiopoda; Lingulata; Lingulida; Lingulidae.